Messenger RNA from Portunus trituberculatus (swimming crab), 1635 nucleotides. RefSeq lists its product as uncharacterized. The transcript has 2 exons. The record is from RefSeq and is a predicted model, not a curated record. Lineage: Eukaryota; Metazoa; Arthropoda; Malacostraca; Decapoda; Portunidae. Bases 641 to 1276 code for a protein of 211 amino acids.
CUUGGGGUACCCCACUAACCACUUCCUUCCACUCAGACAUUGCCCCAUUUAAUACUACUCUCUGUUUCCUAUCAGAAAGCCAUUCACUAAUCCAAUCAACUAACCUAACCUGUUCACAUUUUCGCUGGAUUCCCUGUUCCUAUAUGUGAAGCUGGUGCUCUCACUGAGCAGUACUUUAGUGACAGUGUUUUAUGCAUAAUGCUAAGGUUUUUGGACCUCGGGAUACAGAACAUUGACCAACAGGCAGGGCCGUUUCUAGGUUUGGGGGGGCCCUAGGCAAGAUGCUGUUUGGGGGGCCCUAGAUUUCAAUUUUUCGUCACACGAGCAUCUAACUCCAGAAUUUUCUGCUGAGAUUUUUCUCUCGACAAUUUUCUGCCAACCUUUUUUUUCUCGAGUUUGGUCACACAGGGUACCAAACUUCCUUGCCGAGUACUGUUGCAUUAUGGGAGAUAUCAGCUGAGCAGAAUCAAAACAAACAUGGAUCCUGACGUAGCAGCGCUCGCUCUGGGCAUUCUUCUGAAGAAGAAGCUAGAGAUGAAAAGAAGAAAGCGCCUGUGGACUCGGGAAUGGUUGGCUCAAAGACGAACCGAGAGUGUACUACAGGUUGCUUCGAGAAAUUAGCACCGAGGACUCAGACACGAUGAUGCAGUGGCUACGGUUGAACCAGGUUCAGUUCCAGACUUUAUUGGACCAGGUUACUCCACUCAUCAAGAAGCAGGACACAAAUAUGCGCUCGUAUGUGACACAUGCAGAACGCCUAAAGCUUACCUUGCGCUACUUAGCAACAGGUGAAACAUAUCGGUCGCUGUCCUGCCAGUUCCGAAUCAGCCACAACUUGAUUUUGUCCAUCGUCCCUGAGGUGUGCCAAGCAGUCUACAAAGUCCUGCAGCCAGCCUACGUCAAUCUUCCCAAGACUGCAGAAGAAUGGCUCAAGGUUGCAAGGGAUUUCUACACAUUGUGGGAUUUUCCCAACUGCUUAGGGGCACUUGACCGUAAAAGAAUUCUGAUUAGUAAACCUCCGAGCAGUGGAUCAGAGUUUUAUGAUUAUAAGGGGCACUUCAGUGUUAUCUUAAUGGCACUUGUAGAUGCAGACUACAAGUUCCAUUAUGUAGAUGUUGGUGCCUGUGGACGUGCAAGUGAUGGUGGUGUGUGGGACAAUUGUACACUAAAGGAGGCGGUAGAUUCUAAUCUCUUGCAAAUCCCUCAACCAGAAGUGCUUCCUUUCACAGAUAAGACCUGCCCCUAUGUAUUUGUUGGCGAUGAUGCCUUUCCAUAAAAAGAGUAUUUGAUGAAACCUUACCCUGGAAGGGAUCAGACACCUGACAAGAGAGCUUACAAUUAUCGCCUAUCUCGUGCUUGGAGAACCUCAGAAAAUGCAUUUGGAAUUCUGUCAGCUAGGUUUCAAGUAUUCAAGCAACCUAUAAAGACAUCACCAGAAAACACCACUCACACAGUUUUAUUACAUAGGGUGGAAUUAAAAGCUUUUCCUCUCAACUCCCCUCCUCUGACCGACCGUUCAGCCUCUUUCUCAUUGGCGAAAUGUUGUAUCUCUUUCUAUCUUUUAUCGCUAUUUUCAUGCUAACUGCUCUACUGAUCUUGCUAAGUGCAUGCCUCCCUUCCUCCUGCGGCCUUGCU